AUUUAUACUAGUAAAAUGUGCAGAAGAGCUUACAAUCUGUACCAGUAGAAUGUGCAGAAGCCCUUUAUGAAUGAGCAGUUGCAUAAAUAAAACUAAAGUCUCCAAUCAAUGCUUUGACAUUUCUAUUCUAUUGAUGUAUUAAGUCUUUUUUCCUUGUAACAUUGUCUUGCUGUUUAUCUUGAAAGAAGGAUACAGGGGGAGAGAGAGAAACAGACAUGGUAGAAAUGAAAACAAAGCAAUUAAAUAGAUUGACAGGUGUGGUUUGUGUGAGAUGUGUAUGAAAGUGUCAGGGGUGACGUUGGCAGGAGGAGGAGGAGUAACUAAGUGAAGCAGGAAAGGCAGCUCGAUGUGUCUGUCUAUCAGUUGAGAGUGUCUGAGAAGCCCAGGGAUCUGAAUGUGUGUGUUAUAUUACACUGGAAAAAAAAGAAGAGAGGGACGCUGGAUCUCCUCCUCUCCCUGGAGUUUAUGCACAGCCCGUGAUCACUUCUCUCCAGCGCUCUGAAAAUCAUUUUUUCUACUAACUCCUUUAAAUCUACAUUUGCAGCAACUGUAUUUUUGUGUGCUUUUUUUUGUUGCAGAUCGAGAUCACAAAGCUAGCAUUUUUUUUUCUUUUUCCAGAAUGCACUCUACCUGACAGCAUGCAUUUGUAUCAUUGAUCAGUGAAGAAGAAGAAUAGGAAGUAAUUCCCGGGGAUGCUGGAAGGUGGAGAAGCCACCCAGUGUAUGUAUCUCUUCUCUUCUCCUCUUACUACAUCUCUGAUCUGCCAUUAAAUGUUCAGACGGAAAGGACACACGGCAGUCAAUCAGCUGCUGGGAAAGAAAAAGCAGAAAUGAAAGAAGCCUUGGCAAUCCACAGAAAGCCCACAACCACGAGCUGAAGGCAGAGAGGGGGGGAAAAGUUGCAGCUUUUGAGACUCUUGUUUGAUCUCGGAUAAAGGCUGUAGGGGGAGUGACUGCGCUUUAACCAUAUUCUAGGGGAGCAGCCAGUGAACAAUUGUAUGAAGAACACGGACAGAAAGCAUGGAUCUGGACUGCUGCUUGAAUUGAUCUUGUUGGGUGUCAUUCUGAUUUCUUGUCCAGACUUCGAAUCCAGUUCUUUGGGAGGCAGCGAUUUGCAUUAAAAACACAAGUCUCAAUAAAGAUAUUUAUGACAAACAGGAACUUGCCAUGAAAAAGCAGUGCGUGUAAACGUGUGUCUGGAUUUUGUGCCAAGCUGCGCUCGUGUAGCCCCCCUGGGCACGGGGAGAGGCGAGUCCAGCCGAUCUACUUUGGGCAUAACCCUCAUGUCAACCCGCUUUUAGUGCAUUCCCUUCAGCUCCACAGUUUUGAGAAAAAGCAAAAGUUUUCUUUCUCGUCACCCACGCACCCCCAUAUCUUCUGAGCCAGCCUCUUUUUGUUUUAUCUUUUUGAUUGCCUCGUGUCCUGCAUGAACACAGAGGGAUUGGAGAAGUCCUGCGGAAACCCCCAAGCUGCCACGGCAGGAUGCCCAGGAGAAAACAACAAGCACCCAGGCGCUCUGCAGCAUACGUUCCUGCAGAGGAAUUAAAGGCAGCUGAAAUUGAUGAAGAUAAUGUAGAAGACGAUGGUCUUUCGUUAGAUGUCCAAGACAGUGAAUAUUUAUUCAGUGAGGAACCAGACAACAAAGAGACUCAGAGCUAUCAAAAUUCUCCCGUCAGUAGUGCAACUAAUCAGGAUGCUGGCUAUGGUUCACCCUUUAGUGAAGCAAGUGAUCAUCUAGCAGAUUUUAAAAGUACUUCCUCUAAGGAUGGACAGGACAGGGAAGACAGCCAGAAUGUGGACAACACAUCUUACCCUCAGGACAGCUUGGCACAAAUCAAAGCAGUCUAUACAAAUUUGCUUUCAGAGUGCAGUUGGCCUCCUCUGGCUUUGGAUCUGAAAAAAUCUAACUCAAGCUCCAAUGCAAGUAAACAGAGUGAAAGCACAGAUAGAAAGGCUGACUCUGAAUCUCCCACAACCAUUACAAGCAGCAGUACUACUACAAGUACUAGUGUUAGUAUUAGUACAACUAACAGUACUAGUAGUAACAGUGCUCCUGGGUAUGACUGGCACCAGGCAGCCCUGGCAAAGACAUUACAGCAAACAUCAUAUGGACUUUUGCCAGAGCCCAGCUUGUUUAGCACAGUGCAGCUUUAUCGACAAAACAAUAAACUGUACGGGCCUGUGUUUACUGGUGCCAGCAAAUUUCGAUGCAAAGAUUGCAGUGCAGCCUAUGACACACUGGUUCAACUGACUGUGCACAUGAAUGAAACGGGUCAUUAUCGUGAUGACAACAGAGACAGAGAAGCGGAGAGGACAAGACGCUGGUCUAAACCUAGAAAGAGAUCACUUAUGGAGAUGGAGGGCAAGGAAGAUGCACAGAAAGUAUUGAAAUGCAUGUACUGUGGACAUUCCUUUGAGUCUUUGCAAGAUCUAAGUGUUCACAUGAUUAAAACGAAGCAUUACCAAAAAGUGCCUCUAAAAGAGCCAGUACCGGCCAUUACAAAAUUGGUCCCUACAACGAAAAAACGGGCUCUUCAGGAUAUCAUUUCACCCGAUUCCCCUGAACAAGCAGGAAUCUCCCCAGGGGCCAUUGCAAAUGAUAAUACAAAGGACCCAAAAACUGCCAAUCCAUACGUGACCCCUAACAACAGAUAUGGAUAUCAAAAUGGUGCUAGUUACACAUGGCAGUUUGAGGCACGCAAGGCUCAAAUUCUAAAGUGUAUGGAGUGUGGUAGCUCUCAUGAUACUUUGCAGCAGCUCACUGCUCAUAUGAUGGUAACUGGACAUUUUUUAAAAGUGACUAGUUCAGCCUCAAAGAAAGGUAAACAGCUUGUCAUGGAUGCAGUGGUGGAAGAAAAGAUUCAGUCAAUACCUUUGCCACCAACUACACAUGCAAGGCUACCAGCAUCUUAUAUAAAGAAACAACCGGACUCACCUGCUGCAUCUCCACAUCCUGAUGACAGGAAGGAUAUUGAAAAGGAGAAGGCAACAAGUCCAGAGCCAGAGAAAAAGAUUAAAGAAGAAAUUGAGGACUCAGACAAAAACGAGCCUGCAACUUCUUACCAGUACCUCAGAGAAGAAGAUUUAGAUGACAGUCCUAAAGGUGGGCUGGAUAUUUUGAAAUCACUAGAAAAUACAGUGUCCUCAGCGAUCAGUAAAGCUCAAAAUGGAGCACCAUCAUGGGGAGGAUAUCCUAGUAUCCAUGCUGCUUAUCAGUUGCCAGGAAGUAUAAAAAUGCUACAGCCAACUGUACAGAGUGUUCAGAUGCAGCCUUCUUAUGCCAGCAGCGUAAAAUCAAUGGCAUCUGACCACAAUGCUUUGAUUCACUCUCCAGGAAGUUUAACCCCUCCACCUCACAAAAGCAAUGUCUCUGCAAUGGAAGAACUAGUUGAGAAGGUGACAGGAAAAAUCAAUAUAAAGAAAGAUGAAAAACCAGUAGAGAAAGAAAGGGUAACUCCUGUCAAGCCAGCAUCUCCAGUGGCAAAAGAAAACAAAGACAUUCUUAAAUGCGAGGAAGCCAAUUCUAAAGUUAUAAAGAAAAAUAUAGAGGCUGAAAGUCCAAAGACAAAAAAGGAAGUCCCAUUAGAGCCCCAUACACCAAAUGGAACAGAUCCUCUUAAAACAAAAGUUACUAAUGGAUGCAACAGCUUAGGAAUUAUUACAGACCAUUCAUCUGAGCCAUCAUUUAUUAAUCCACUGAGUGCAUUGCAGUCUAUAAUGAAUACACAUUUGGGAAAAGUCUCAAAACCCAUUAGUCCGUCUUUGGAUCCACUGGCAAUGUUAUAUAAAAUUAGCAAUAGUAUGUUGGAUAAACCUGUCUACCCCACUACUCCUGUUAAACAAGUAGAUUCUAAUGAUCGGUACUACUAUGAGAACAGUGAUCAGCCAAUUGAUUUAACAAAAUCUAAAAAUAGACCUCUUGUUUCAAGCAUGACAGACCCUGUUUCCCCACCUCUUAGAGAAAGCGCACUGAUGGAUAUAUCUGAUAUGGUGAAAAACCUCACUGGACGCUUGACACCCAAGUCAUCUACACCAUCUACUGUAUCUGAAAAGUCAGAUGCAGAUGGCAGCAGUUUUGAAGAGGCAUUGGAUGAAUUGUCUCCGGUGCAUAAAAGAAAGGGUAGACAGUCCAACUGGAAUCCUCAACAUCUCCUUAUACUUCAGGCCCAGUUUGCAUCAAGCUUAAGGGAAACACCCGAAGGCAAAUAUAUCAUGUCAGACUUGGGUCCUCAAGAACGGGUACAUAUCUCUAAAUUCACAGGUCUUUCAAUGACCACAAUUAGCCACUGGCUGGCCAAUGUCAAAUAUCAGUUGAGGAGGACAGGGGGUACAAAAUUUUUAAAGAAUUUGGACACGGGACAUCCUGUUUUCUUUUGCAAUGAUUGUGCCUCUCAGUUCCGGACUGCUUCAACAUACAUAAGUCAUUUAGAAACACAUUUAGGCUUUGGCUUAAAAGAUCUUUCAAAGCUUUCUAUCAGUCAGAUUCAAGAACAACAGAAUGUUUCAAAAGUUAUCACCAAUAAGGCUUUAAGCUCAAUAGGUCUUAUUGACGAGGACUCGGGCUCCACAUUCCAGUGUAAGCUUUGCAACAGGACUUUUGCAAGCAAGCACGCAGUUAAACUGCACCUUAGUAAAACACAUGGAAAGUCCCCAGAGGACCAUGUGAUAUAUGUAACUGAAAUGGAAAAACAGUAACAUCAAGUCAUGCAGCCAGGUAUGCAAGUGACCACAAGAACAUUGCACUAAACAUAUUCAUAAUACUGCACUAGGCCUGACCUGAGCCUCUGAAAUCAGUCUUAUUUUUUGUUGCUGAACUGCCUAUCUGGAAUUUUUUUUUUUUUUCUUACACAUAUUUUAUAUUUAUAUUUAUAUUCUCUUUGUCUGAUUUGUGCAUGUUUCUUUUUUGUGAGUCAAUGUCUGACCUUUAAUUUUCAACAUCUGUUCUUGAUGUUAAGCUAUCUUUUGUAGAAUGUAGUGGGAGACACCAUUGAGAGACAUUAAUUUAACCACAAAGCAACACAAAGAACAAUGACAAAAAAAACAAAACAAACAUCCUAAAAUUAACACGUUGCCAUGACAAUAAAGGUUGGAAAAUCUAGUGGCGUCAAGUUAACCCUUUGAGCACUGCCAUAGCAUUUCUGUGCCUUUUCAUAUUAAAUAAAAAACAUAUUUAACUAAAGUCUAUACAAUUCAAACAUUUAAAAAUUAAAAUAUAUUAGUUUAAAAAUAAUACAGAACAUAAAACAAAUUAUGCAUGCAGCCCUGGGAUGAAGGAGGAACGCUAUAGAGUACUCUUAGGGUUACAAUGCCACAUAUGUAAAAAAUAAAAUAGUAAAUAAUAGUACAAAAGGAAGAACAAAAUAGAAUAUAUAUCAUAUUUACUUCACCAUUAAGUGAGAGAUAUCAGAAUGGGAAAAGAUGAUGUUUCACUUGGGCAAAUUUCUGUAUGCAAAUAUGUUAUUUACAUGUGUAGAAACUAUUUCUUGUUUUACAAGAUGAAAUUUACAGUUUAUAAUUAUUUGCAAAUGUAAGCUUUGGUACAAGCUUAUGUGUUCUUACAGCAGUGCUGCAUUUUGAUCUCUUUUGCUACCAGCAGGUUAACCAUUAUAAGCAUCAGAGGUAUCUUAACCACUUGAGCAGUCGGGCAUCCAAGGGUUCAAAUUUGUACAUCACAGGUCCUUCUCCUGGACAAAAUAAUAGAACAGCCUGGGACAAAUAUUGGAUUCUGUUUCCUGUAAAUAUAAGAUAAUAAUUUAAGAGUACAUGUUACAAUAUACCAUUUGAAACAGUUCUGCUUUCUUUGUACCUUCUGGCUGUAUGCUUUCACUUUGAACUUUUAUAUUGUCAUUUUAUAUUCAAUUCCUAUGUAUAUAAAAUGUAAAAAAAAAAUCACAUUUUUGAAUAAAAUUAAGUUCCUGCAGAUUGACUUAAACUGAGAAAUUUUACUGUCGCCUGCAUCUUUUCAGAUGCACGUACAAAAGUAACUGACAAAAAAAUUGAAAUAAAUACAAAAUAAAGUAAUGCACUAUGAAUUAUACAUUUUGAUGUUCUAUCAUUAAUAUUGUACAGUACAUUUCGGUUCACACAAUUAAAUCCACUGUUUUCUCAAGUGUGAAAUAAACCCACAUGCAGUUCUUGAUUUACA
This is a messenger RNA of Rana temporaria (common frog), 6144 nucleotides long. RefSeq names its product teashirt zinc finger homeobox 1 (gene TSHZ1). Bases 1482 to 4694 code for a protein of 1070 amino acids. The transcript has 2 exons. The record is from RefSeq and is a predicted model, not a curated record. Gene Ontology annotation, molecular function: DNA-binding transcription factor activity, RNA polymerase II-specific; DNA binding. Lineage: Eukaryota; Metazoa; Chordata; Amphibia; Anura; Ranidae. Gene Ontology annotation, cellular component: nucleus. Gene Ontology annotation, biological process: regulation of transcription by RNA polymerase II.